Messenger RNA from Knipowitschia caucasica, 297 nucleotides. The record is from the annotation of a GenBank genome assembly. Lineage: Eukaryota; Metazoa; Chordata; Actinopteri; Gobiiformes; Gobiidae.
AUGGAAACCACGGCAACCAUCAGCACCACGGCAACCAUCAGCACCAAAGACUGGGAUGUCUCCAGAGAGUUGGGUCUCUGUCCAAACUGCCCCUGUGUCAAAAACAGGCCUCUCCUCUGUCCCUGUGAUGUGGUUGGUGGGACCUGUGUGUUCUGUGGUGUUACUGAUUCUGCUGCUGCUUCUGUGGAGCUGCACCAAAACAAAAGUGAGAAUGUUGAAGGAGGAGAAUCCCCAGAGCAGCAGCAGCUGUACUCAUCUCUUCUGCACGGUUUGUACCACAUAUUAUUUACCUUUUAA